This is a messenger RNA of Daktulosphaira vitifoliae (grape phylloxera), 2055 nucleotides long. RefSeq names its product WD repeat-containing protein 43. Gene Ontology annotation, molecular function: protein binding. NCBI's taxonomy places the organism in Eukaryota, Metazoa, Arthropoda, Insecta, Hemiptera, Phylloxeridae. Gene Ontology annotation, biological process: maturation of SSU-rRNA from tricistronic rRNA transcript (SSU-rRNA, 5.8S rRNA, LSU-rRNA). Gene Ontology annotation, cellular component: nucleolus. The record is from RefSeq and is a predicted model, not a curated record. Bases 217 to 1854 code for a protein of 545 amino acids. The transcript has a single exon.
UACUUAAAUGUUCACCUCGUGGUUACUCUUCUACCAAUUUCGGGAUAUGAAUAAAUAAAUUGUAUUACAACAUGUUGAACGUUUAAAAAGAUUAAAUAUUAUUGUGACUGUAUUUAUAAUUUUAUUUAUUUAUUUUUAUUGUAUUAUUCAACUGAAGCAAUUUACAAUCUCCCAAAGUUUUGCUGUUUAAUUUCAUUAGUUUUUAACUGCUUCGCAAUGAAGGAGAUUGUUGUUGGUUUCUCACACUCUGGUAAAUAUUAUGCUGAAGUCAACCUCAAUGGUAAGUUAAAUGUGUGGGACACUAAUGCAGGUGAUUUGCGACAUGAGUAUUCUCCAAGUAGUCAUUUAAAUACAGCUAUCUCGUGUGUUAAAUGGAUCCAAUUUGAAAAUACAGAUGUUUUGUGUAUUGGCACUCAAAAAGGUCUUAUUGAAUUUUUUAAUGUUGUCAGUGGAAGCAUUAUGUCCAAAAUUAAUUCACGUUCAAAGAGUAUUAAAAGUUUUCAUUGGAUAGGGCAGUAUUUGUAUGUAGGUACUGAUGAUGGUACUGUCAGUAAAUACAAUUUAAAAACCAACACCGUUGAAACAAAAAAAAUAUUAAGUAGGAUGUCAACUAUAGCUAUAACAACUAGUAGUAAAGUAUUGACAGCUUCUAGAGAAAUAAAAUUAUGGAAUUAUCCAUCUGGUGAACUAGUUCAUAAAUUUAUCGGCCAUAAAAAUGAAAUAUUUUUACUACAUAUAAUAGAGGCUGAUAAAUGUUAUCUUUUGAGUUCUGCCAGAGAUCGAUUUAUUAACAUUUGGUCUUUAAGUGAUCUUAAAUCAGAACCUCUAGCUACUUUAAUUGCUGAAGAUAAUAUUUCUUCUGUAUAUGUUUAUAGUAAUAGAAAUAAUAUUACAGUGACUGUAACUACAGAAAGUGGUUCACUACAUGUAUAUCAACAUGUGUUGAAUGGUUGUGUAUCAUAUCCUUUGAAACCUCAAGGGACUCUACAGAUAGCGGCUGAUUGUUCUAAAGAUGAAGAAGCUAAACAAAUGCCUAUUGUAUGUACAAAAAUUUGUGAAUCUAGAGUGUUUAUAGCUUAUGGCACAAGGCCAUUUUUAGCAUUCGAAAAUAUUGAUUUAAAUAAAUUAAACAAAUGUACAUAUUUAGCAAGACAAGAUCCACGAAAGUCAAAAACUUUAAUAGGUGCUCAUAUUAUUCACCCUAAUCUUACAGAAGUAAAGUUUGUGGAACAGAAGAAAAAUAGAUCAUCAAAUUUACCUUUAGAAACAAGACUUCAAAAUAUGUCUGAAGAAAUUAAAAAUACUGUCCAAACUAAAGGAGAAAGCUUGGUUCAUUUAUUAGUGCAAGGUUUACGUAGUAAUGAUAAAAACCUUUUAGAAUCUGCCUUAUUUGUUAAAGAUGAACGAACAAUUAAUAACACAGUGUCUUGCUUACCAUUGCAGUCUGUUAUAAUGCUUGUAAAAAAGUUGAUACGUCUGUCACAGGAUAGAACAUUGAUAAGUUCUGUUAGUGUACUGUGGUUAACAGCUAUUCUACGUAUACAUGCCAGUCUGCUAUUAGCAAAUCCAGAUGUUUUAGAAACAUUUUUACCAUUAGAAAAUGUCCUAGGUACAAGAUUGAGUAAUUUUGAAGAACUAGGUUUGUUAGAUUUCAAGUUAAAAGCAUUACUUGACAGAUUAAGUUUUGACAACAGAGAUAAAGAUGAAGAACAAGAAGCAUUAUUGGUAUAUAAUGACUCAGAUGAUGGUGAUAAAAGGACAACUGAUGAAGAAGAUGCCAUGGACCAAGAUAUAAAUGGUGAUGAGGAUUUUGAUUCUUCAGACUUCAAUGAUGAAGAAAUUGAUGGAGAUUAGUACAUAGAAAUAACAAAUGAUUUAAUAACUUUGUCGAGCUUAAAAUCAUUUGUCAAGUAUGUAAACUUCAGACAGUUCUUGAUGCAUACUAUUUUCUUUACAAAAUGUAAAUUUUUUGUAAAAAUAUUUUUAAAUUUAUUCAUUUUUAAAGAUUUAUAAGUUAUUAUUUAUAAGUCCAAUUUGUUCAUUGUAUUUACUAAA